GGGAGCAGUUAGUGAGCCGCACCGCAAACAAGAGCUCACACACACACACGCGCGCGCACAGUCGCGCGCGCACCCACUGGGUCUCCAGGCGGCGGCCGUGGCCGCAUCCGCGGCAGCAGCUCCAGGCAAAGUGACAGAGGACAGCGCUGUGAUUUGACUAAGUGGACGUCACCUUCAGUCAGUCCCCAGCCAUCUGGUCUUAAAUAUAAUCAUGGCCAAACCUUAUGAAUUUAAUUGGCAGAAGGAAGUUCCUUCGUUUUUGCAAGAAGGAGCAGUUUUUGACAGAUAUGAAGAGGAAUCCUUUGUGUUUGAACCCAACUGCCUCUUCAAAGUGGAUGAAUUUGGCUUCUUUCUGACCUGGAGAAGUGAAGGCAAGGAAGGGCAAGUUCUAGAAUGUUCUCUCAUCAACAGUGUUCGACUGGGAGCCACACCAAAGGAUCCCAAAAUUUUGGCUGCUCUUGAAGCUAUUGGAAAAUCAGAAAAUGACCUGGAAGGGCGGGUAGUUUGUGUCUGCAGUGGUACAGAUCUGGUGAACAUCAGUUUCACAUACAUGGUGGCUGAAAAUUCAGAAGUAACUAAGCAAUGGGUCGAAGGCCUGAGAUCCAUCAUACACAACUUCAGGGCCAACAAUGUCAGUCCCAUGACAUGCCUCAAGAAACACUGGAUGAAAUUGGCAUUUAUGACCAACACAAAUGGGAAAAUUCCAGUUAGGAGUAUUACCAGAACCUUUGCAUCGGGGAAAACAGAAAAGGUGAUCUUUCAAGCACUCAAGGAGCUAGGUCUUCCCAGUGGAAAGAAUGAUGAAAUUGAACCUGCAGCAUUUACUUAUGAAAAGUUCUAUGAACUGACACAAAAGAUUUGUCCUCGGACAGAUAUAGAGGAUCUUUUUAAAAAAAUCAAUGGAGACAAAACUGAUUAUUUAACGGUAGACCAAUUAGUGAGCUUUCUAAAUGAACAUCAACGAGAUCCUCGAUUGAAUGAAAUUUUAUUCCCGUUUUAUGAUGCUAAAAGGGCAAUGCAGAUCAUUGAGAUGUAUGAGCCUGAUGAAGACUUGAAGAAAAAAGGCCAAAUAUCAAGUGAUGGGUUUUGCAGAUACCUGAUGUCAGAUGAAAAUGCCCCAGUCUUCCUAGAUCGCCUAGAGCUUUACCAAGAAAUGGACCACCCUCUGGCUCACUACUUCAUCAGCUCUUCCCACAACACCUAUCUCACUGGAAGACAGUUUGGUGGGAAGUCUUCAGUAGAAAUGUACAGACAGGUCCUCCUGGCUGGUUGCAGAUGUGUUGAACUUGACUGUUGGGAUGGAAAAGGUGAGGACCAAGAACCAAUAAUAACUCAUGGAAAAGCAAUGUGCACAGAUAUCCUUUUUAAGGAUGUUAUUCAAGCCAUCAAGGAAACUGCAUUUGUCACAUCUGAAUAUCCUGUAAUUCUCUCCUUUGAAAAUCACUGCAGCAAAUAUCAACAGUACAAGAUGUCCAAAUAUUGCGAAGAUCUAUUUGGAGAUCUCCUGUUGAAACAAGCACUUGAAUCACAUCCACUGGAACCAGGCAGGCCCUUGCCAUCCCCAAAUGACCUCAAAAGAAAAAUACUCAUCAAAAAUAAACGGCUGAAACCUGAGGUUGAAAAAAAACAGCUUGAAGCUUUGAAAAGUAUGAUGGAAGCAGGAGAAUCCGCUGCCCCAGUGAACAUCUUAGAGGAUGACAAUGAAGAGGAAAUAGAAAGUGCUGAGCAAGAGGAGGAAGCUCACCCUGAAUACAAAUAUGGAAAUGAACUUUCUGCAGACGACUUGGGUCACAAGGAAGCUAUUGCCAAUAGUGUUAAGAAGGCUUCAGAUGACCUUGAACAUGAAAACAACAAAAAGGGCCUGGUUACUAUAGAAGAUGAGCAGGCAUGGAUGGCAUCUUAUAAAUAUGUAGGUGCUACCACUAAUAUCCAUCCAUAUUUGUCCACAAUGAUCAACUAUGCACAGCCCGUAAAGUUUCAAGGUUUCCAUGUGGCUGAAGGUAACACCAAAGAACGCAAUAUUCAUUAUAACAUGUCUUCUUUUAAUGAGUCAGUUGGUCUAGGCUACUUGAAGACACAUGCGAUUGAAUUUGUGAAUUAUAACAAACGGCAAAUGAGUCGCAUUUACCCCAAGGGAGGCCGAGUCGAUUCCAGUAAUUACAUGCCUCAGAUUUUCUGGAACGCUGGCUGCCAGAUGGUUUCGCUGAACUAUCAAACCCCAGAUUUAGCGAUGCAAUUGAACCAGGGAAAAUUUGAGUAUAAUGGAUCGUGCGGGUACCUUCUCAAACCAGAUUUCAUGAGACGGCCUGAUCGAACAUUUGAUCCCUUCUCUGAAACGCCUGUUGAUGGGGUUAUUGCAGCCACUUGCUCAGUGCAGGUCAUAUCAGGUCAGUUCUUAUCAGAUAAAAAAAUUGGCACAUACGUAGAAGUGGAUAUGUAUGGGUUGCCCACCGACACUAUCCGGAAGGAAUUCCGAACACGCAUGGUGAUGAACAAUGGACUCAAUCCAGUUUACAAUGAAGAAUCAUUUGUAUUUCGGAAGGUGAUCCUCCCUGACCUGGCAGUCUUGAGAAUUGCAGUGUAUGAUGACAACAACAAGCUGAUUGGCCAGAGGAUUCUGCCACUGGAUGGCCUCCAGGCAGGCUAUCGACACAUUUCUCUUCGAAAUGAGGGAAAUAAACCUUUAUCACUGCCAACAAUUUUCUGCAAUAUUGUUCUUAAAACAUAUGUGCCUGAUGGAUUUGGAGAUAUUGUGGAUGCUUUAUCAGAUCCAAAGAAAUUUCUUUCCAUUACGGAAAAGAGAGCAGACCAAAUGAGAGCUAUGGGCAUUGAAACCAGUGACAUUGCCGACGUACCCAGUGACACGUCGAAGAAUGACAAGAAAGGGAAAGCCAACACGGCGAAAGCAAGUGUGACCCCUCAGAGCAGCUCAGAGCUCAGGCCCACCACCACGGCUGCCCUGGGAGCUGGCCUGGAGGCCAAGAAAGGUAUUGAACUGAUCCCUCAAGUGAGGAUAGAAGAUUUAAAGCAGAUGAAGGCUUACUUGAAGCAUUUAAAGAAACAACAGAAGGAGCUCAAUUCUUUAAAGAAGAAACAUGCAAAGCCUCAAACCAAGGCACAGCCUGCAGAGCUGGACUUGAGUGAUGAACCUCUGAGUCACUUCAAAUACGAAGAUGCAAAGAGUGCAGCCUGGAACUCUGUCAUCUCUUUAAUGGAGCACAGUACCAUGCAGAAGCUACAUUGCACACAAGUUGACAAAAUUGUGGCGCAGUAUGACAAGGAGAAGUCAACUCAUGAGAAAAUCCUAGAGAAGGCAAUGAAGAAGAAGGGGGGAAGUAAUUGUCUCGAAAUGAAGAAAGAAACAGAAAUUAAAAUUCAGACGCUGACAUCAGAUCACAAAUCUAAGGUCAAGGAGAUCGUGGCGCAGCACACAAAAGAGUGGUCAGACAUGAUUAACACCCACAGUGUGGAGGAGCAGGAGAUCCGGGACCUGCACCUCAGCCAGCAGUGCGAGCUGCUCAAAAAGCUCCUGAUCAACGCCCACGAGCAGCAGACCCAGCAGUUGAAACUGUCCCAUGACAGGGAAAGCAAGGAAAUGCGAGCACACCAGGCUAAGAUUUCUAUGGAAAAUAGCAAAGCCAUCAGCCAAGAUAAAUCUAUCAAGAAUAAAGCAGAACGGGAAAGGCGGGUCAGAGAGUUAAACAGCAGCAACACUAAAAAGUUUCUGGAAGAAAGAAAACGACUCGCAAUGAAGCAGUCCAAAGAAAUGGACCAGUUGAAAAAAGUCCAGCUUGAGCACCUCGAAUUCCUAGAGAAACAGAACGAGCAGCUUUUGAAAUCCUGUCAUGCAGUGUCCCAAACGCAAGGCGAAGGAGAUGCAGCAGAUGGUGAAAUUGGAAGCCGAGAUGGACCGCAGACCAGCAACAGUUGUGUGAAACUGCAGGAUGCAAACUGAAACCGCAGAACCACCACAUCAAAAGAGCACUCCCAAAGUUCUGAACACAAAUUCCGCGGAAGAAAGCUGAUGUCUUUUGCGUUUCCUUUAUGUGUAGACAAGAUGUCACCUGAAACCACAGACACUUACGUACUUCUCUUAAAUGUUUUGAAUACUGAAUUUCCUUGGCCAACCAAAAGUAGCUACAAAUCCCCAAAAAUUACGAUUCCAAUAAGGCAGAGUUUACUCAUUGAUCACACCACUUAAACAUGUUUGCUAUAAAGUACCAUCACAAAUAAAUGAGCUUGGUGUUAACACCUCUGCUUUGUGAUGCAUUAGGACAUGUUUGAGCAACAGCAAAAAUAGUGUAUUAGCCAUGUGAUAGUAAGUGCAUGCGCUAGGGGGAAAAAAAUCUCUGUCUACAAAUUUAUCAGCAGAAGUGGUGAUCUGCUAGACAAAUAAUUUGGGGGAAUUUUUCUACAUCUAAGUUACCUCAUCAGUAAGUGCCAUGUCUCCACCAUGCCAUAAGAAGCUAACUUCCUGUAACAGUUGUGGAAAUUAUUAGAACAAUAGAAAAAAAUAAAAAAAGAACAGUGUCCCUGUGCCAAAACCCAUCAGUGCUCAAAAGGAGAACUCUGUCAGGCACCUUUAAGAAAGUUGACAUCUGACAUUGCUUUCUAAGAAUUGCUUCUGCCAAUUCCAGAUUAUUACAGCUCACUCUUACACCAUAAAGAUUGUGAAGUGGUUAUUGGCAAACGUUUGUAAAUGUGACCGUGUAUAAAGUAUUUAUACUCCUAAUUCUCACUGUCAGAGAGCAAAAUCAUCUAAGUAUUGCCACAUGACAAGAUUAGUAAACAGGAAUACUAGAACUAUGUUUGCAUGAUACACAAGCACCAAUUAUGACUAAUCCGUACACGGUUAACUAAUGCAAAUAAAUACUGGUUAAGUAAAUGUAUGGCACAGAAUAUAAUUUGACUCUCAAGACUUUUAGCAUAAUGAAGAAGUCUAUAUAUAUGUGUAUAUGAAUUAUGUGGGCAUUCUUGAUACUUCAAGUUCUAGUUUCAAAAAAAAUACAUAACUAAUUUAAUUUUACACAAAAAUAUUUAUGCAGAUUUUCAGAAUUUCAUAUCAGGAAAUAACCUUUUUAUGUCUGUUAAAUAUCAAAACAAUUUGCUACAGUGUUAAUCUGCAUGGUCUUUAAGCCUGCUGUAGUUGUGUUGCAGAGAGUGCAUGAAGAAGUCCCCCCUGGGAAUGGAGCCAUGCCCCAAAGCCCAGAGGAGUGCAUGGAAACCGUAAUCUAGAGCUAAUCAGAUUACUGAUUAUAGGGCACAAACCACUGACUGAAUUGUUGUAUAUGCUUGUACAGAUUGAUUCUGUGUGUUCCUCUGAAUAAAGCAGAGAAAAUUAUGUUACCAUCAAUAUUGAAAUCAAACUUCCAACUUCUCUAAUAAAAAAAUGA
Balaenoptera ricei (Rice's whale) is the source of this 5393-nucleotide messenger RNA. RefSeq names its product phospholipase C beta 4 (gene PLCB4). Gene Ontology annotation, biological process: phosphatidylinositol-mediated signaling; lipid metabolic process. The transcript is spliced from 40 exons. NCBI's taxonomy places the organism in Eukaryota, Metazoa, Chordata, Mammalia, Artiodactyla, Balaenopteridae. The record is from RefSeq and is a predicted model, not a curated record. Gene Ontology annotation, molecular function: calcium ion binding; phosphatidylinositol-4,5-bisphosphate phospholipase C activity. The coding region runs from base 212 to 3955 and encodes 1247 amino acids.